CCUAUGGGUAUGUUUCAUAACCAGUAGUGGUAUUGGCUUUCGAAGAGGUAGUCCACAGCUUAUGAAAAGCCAGGAUUCUACGAGUGGGGUGGAGACUAGACUGUCUCAUCCAUGAUCCACCCCAUGUUGCAAUAGCUGCUGUGGCUUACUCAAUAACUGUUUCCUACAGGAGCAGCAGGACAUUUGUCUGUCAGCACAAACAGCAAAAAACAAAUGUCUCAGCUACUUCAGCAGAGGAACUUACAUUCAUCACAGCAAUGAGAAGAGCAAAGCAUGUUACAGAAGCUGUGCUGUGUGAUUCUACUCAUCAUCCAGAGGGACACAGAAAGUACACAGUUGAUUGGGGGACGCAGGACUGUGGUACAGGGGGAGGGUGUGGACUUAUCCUGCAGACUGAUAGAGACAACCAAGGAGCUCAAACACAUAACAUGGCAGAAAAGUACUUGGGAAGAAAAACAGAAACAUAAUUGUAUGCAGAUUUAUCCAAAUGGUUUUACUGACUUUGAUGCACCAAAUGGAUUGACAGGUAGAGUCCAGUUUAUUGGAAACCCAUCAGAAAACCUUGGAUCUAUUAGAAUAACAGCUGUCAGACUGUUGGAUGAAGGCACCUUCACAUGUAUCUUCAGUGUUUUCCCCAGUGGAGCAUACAAUAUAGAGAUACCUCUGACUGUGGUUGUUCCUCCAGUGGUGAGUGUGACAGUCAAUGUUCCUCUUGUAAUUGAGGAAAAUGACAUUGUCUUGGCAACCUGUGUGGCUGCUGGUGCCAAGCCACAGGCGGAGAUGAGGUGGAACACGGGUGCAUUCAGCAGUUUGUUGAGGACGGUGACCAACUCCACCCAGCACGUCAACAGAACCACCACAGUACUCAGCCACCUGCUCGGGGUGCCAACCAGAGCAGCCAAUCACGAGCAGGUCCAGUGUGUGGUCAACCAGUCUGCCCUGGCAACAGAGAAGACCUACAACUACACCAUAGACAUCCACUAUCCACCUCAGGCAGUGAACAUUACCCUUAAUGAGACCUCUCAAACCUCAGUCCUAUGUGUAGCAGAUGGCAACCCACAACCCAACUACACCUGGAGCAGAGUGGGCAAGCCAUGGCCUGGGUCUUCAGUGAGAGCAGAGGGAGACAUACUGCACCUCCUCAGUCUCAGCUCUGAGCUGAAUGGUCUCUAUGUCUGUGAGGCCUCCAACCCCUACGGACGAGCAACUGGCUCCCUCUAUGUACACGCAUCCUCUGAGACCUCUGCUGCCUGUUGGGUUCUACUCGUUGUCAUUCUAUAUCUGAUUGUUGCUGCUGCUGCACUCGUAUGGUACUGGUGGAAAUACGGACAGUUUCCUUGGCGUUCACCAGUUCCAGGCACCAUCACGGCUCUAAUAAAUCGCCGGACGGAGUGAGGAGACAGAAGUCAUAGUGAAAGGCUAGUAGAGUAGAGCAACGCCCAGUCUCAUGGUCACACUGCUCGAAGAGCACAGCGCCAGUGUAGUCAAUACUUUGAAAGACUCAACUCAGGCUAUUGCCAGUACUAAUCACACAACGUAAUCCAAAGCAGUUAGUAUUUAACAUGCCACAUGAGCCAAGUAUUGUGAAAGAAAGCAAUAAAACACCACAUUUGAUCCUUCACAAGAUUAAACGUUAUGUUUUCUUAUUAAACGUGUUACAACAGUACAACAACAUUUAAGGUUCAUUGUAUUUACCUUCACUGUAUUUCUGCGGUUAAUAACAUACGCCAGUGUUCAAUUGUAUAGUGGGUUUCCAGAUAGCGCUUUAAGAUGUGAUUUUGAUUUGCACAGCAUGUCCUGGAUAGAGGGAAAUUACAUGUCCUUGAUUUAGAAAUGUGUCUGUGGUUGUGUGCAUUGGAUGACU
Messenger RNA from Coregonus clupeaformis (lake whitefish), 1864 nucleotides. RefSeq names its product nectin-3-like. The record is from RefSeq and is a predicted model, not a curated record. Gene Ontology annotation, biological process: homophilic cell-cell adhesion; heterophilic cell-cell adhesion. The coding region runs from base 274 to 1395 and encodes 373 amino acids. Lineage: Eukaryota; Metazoa; Chordata; Actinopteri; Salmoniformes; Salmonidae. The transcript is spliced from 10 exons. Gene Ontology annotation, cellular component: adherens junction.